Molecule: messenger RNA, 5273 nt
Organism: Micropterus dolomieu (smallmouth bass)
Lineage: Eukaryota; Metazoa; Chordata; Actinopteri; Centrarchiformes; Centrarchidae
Product: disintegrin and metalloproteinase domain-containing protein 10-like
Exons: 16
Coding region: 59-2410 (783 amino acids)
Biological process (GO): Notch signaling pathway; membrane protein ectodomain proteolysis
Cellular component (GO): plasma membrane; synaptic membrane
Molecular function (GO): metalloendopeptidase activity involved in amyloid precursor protein catabolic process
Source: RefSeq, a predicted model, not a curated record
GGCGUCUGCGCCUAUCUAAGUAGGACAAUAAAGUGAAAACGGUAUCAAUGUUCUAACAAUGGAUUUGUCAGAUAUGCUGCUUCUUCAAGUUUUCCUCUUCGUGUACUUGCUAAACCACACCCAAGGACACUAUAGAAAUCCCCUGAACAAGUACAUCCGUCACUAUGAAGGCCUGUCCUACGAAACGGAGCUUGUGGACAGCAAGCAUCAGAGAGCCAAGAGGGCACUCUCUCAUGAAGACAAGUUCCUUCAUUUAGAUUUUCAUGCCCAUGGAAGGCAUUUUAAUUUACGAAUGAAGAGGGAUACCAACUUGUUUGCCCAAGAUUUGAAGGUGGAGAUUUCAGGAAAAGAAAUUCCAUUUGAUACCUCCCAUAUCUAUACUGGAGAAAUUUACGGUGAGAAAGGUACCCUGACUCAUGGCUCCAUUGUGGAUGGUAAGUUUGAGGGCUUCAUUCAGAGCUACCACGGCACCUACUACGUGGAGCCUGCUGAGAGAUACCUGGGGGCCAAAGACGUGCCCUUCCACUCAGUCAUCUAUCAUGAAGACGACAUACACUACCCGCACAAGUACGGCCCAGAGGGAGGCUGUGCUGAUAGCUCAGUGUUUGAAAGGAUGAAGAGGUACCAAGCCUCUGCCGUAGAGAAGCCACCCAAGGAGUUCCACACUGAGGUGGGCUCUAAUGACCCCGUGUUGCUGAGGAAGAAGAGGAUGGCCCAGGCUGAGAAAAACACCUGCCAGCUUUUCAUUCAGACUGACCACCUCUUCUACAAAUACUACAAGACCAGAGAGGCUGUCAUUGCUCAGAUCUCCAGUCAUGUCAAAGCUAUUGAUGCCAUCUAUCAGGGCACAGACUUCAUGGGCAUUCGCAACAUCAGCUUCAUGGUGAAAAGGAUCAGGAUAAACACCACCAACGAUGAGAGGGACAGGUCCAACCCGUUCCGCUUUGCCAACAUCGGGGUGGAGAAGUUCCUGGAGCUGAACUCGGAGCAGAACCAUGACGACUACUGCUUGGCUUAUGUUUUCACGGACAGAGACUUUGAUGACGGGGUGUUGGGUUUGGCCUGGGUGGGAGCCCCUUCAGGGAGCUCCGGAGGCAUCUGUGAAAAAAGCAAGCUGUACUCGGACGGAAAAAAGAAGUCUCUCAACACUGGUAUAAUCACUGUACAGAACUAUGCCUCCCACGUACCUCCAAAAGUCUCCCAUAUCACGUUUGCACAUGAAGUAGGACACAACUUUGGCUCCCCGCACGACUCAGGAUCUGAAUGCACCCCAGGAGAAUCCAAGAGCCAAGACAAGAAGGAGAAGGGCAAUUAUAUCAUGUAUGCAAGAGCUACAUCAGGAGACAAGCUCAACAAUAAUAAGUUCUCUAUCUGCAGUGUGCGCAACAUCAGCCAGGUCCUGGAAAAAAAGAGAAGCAACUGCUUUGUCGAGUCUGGCCAGCCCAUCUGUGGAAACGGCCUGGUGGAGCCAGGAGAGGAGUGUGACUGCGGCUACAGUGAUCAGUGCAGGGACCAGUGCUGCUAUGACGCCAACCAGGCUGACAACAAGAAGUGCAAAUUAAAGCCCAACAAAGUCUGCAGUCCCAGCCAGGGUCCUUGUUGUACUUCGGAGUGCUCUUACAAGGGUCGUAAUGAGAAGUGCCGGGAGGAGUCUGAGUGCGCUCACCAGGGCAUGUGUAACGGAGUCAGCGCCCAGUGCCCCACGUCUGAGCCCAAGGCUAACUUCACCGCCUGCCAUGGAGAGACUCAAGUCUGCCUCAACGGGGGCUGCUCUGGCUCCAUCUGUGAAAAGUAUGGGCUUGAGGCAUGCACCUGUGCCAGCCAAGAUGGCAAGGAUGAGACUGAGCUUUGCCACGUGUGCUGCAUGGAGAAGAUGAAUCCCAACACGUGCAGCAGCACAGGAUCAGAGCGUCUGGCUCGUUUCUUCAAUAAGAAAGUGACCACGCUGCCAGCGGGCUCGCCUUGCAACGACUUCAAGGGCUACUGCGACGUGUUCAUGAAGUGCCGCCUGGUAGAUGCAGACGGGCCCCUGGCCAGGCUGAAGAAGGCCAUCUUCAACCCAGAGCUCUAUGAGAACAUUGCAGAGUGGAUUGUGGCCCAUUGGUGGGCAGUGCUAUUGAUGGGUAUUGCCCUCAUCAUGCUCAUGGCUGGCUUCAUUAAGAUCUGUAGUGUGCACACACCAAGCAGUAACCCUAAACUUCCCCCUCCCAAACCACUUCCAGGCACUUUGAAGAGGCGGCGAGCGCAACAGCACGCUAACUCCCAGGUGCAGCACCAGUCUCAGCACCCCCACCAGCACGGGCACGGCGGCCAGCGGCAGCCCCAGAGGCAGCCUCCGCGGCAGGCACAGCCCCAGAGGCACCACCGUCAGCCCAGAGAGAACUAUCAGAUGGGCCAGAUGAGACGCUGAGACCCCGCAUCCCCCCGCCCAAUGCCUUGGCUCCUCCUUGUGCCUACAGUGGGAAACAAAAGCGUCACUCCAUCCAAAGAAAAGCCUGACAUGGUUGUUAGUCAUCAUCAUAUCCUCCAUCUACAGACAAAACAGACAAGUGAAAAAGAGAAAACACUAUCUAGCAACUCGAUUGGCUCUUUGUGGAGUGGACUCGACCAUCAGCCAUUUCCAAUGCAGUGCGAUCUAGCAUCUUUUUCCACCCUUUUUUUUUCUCUUUUCUUUUUUUAAGGAGUGCCAAGGAGUUAAGGAGUCAUGUGUAGCUUUAGUACAUUCUGUGAUGUGUGUGUUUUUGUUUUUGUUUUUUGUUUUUUUGUUUUUUUUGCAACGUCUUCUUGAGUGACAAGCCCGUAGCUGCUGGUGAAUUUUGUGCUUUUCUUUUCGCCAUUCUUGCCAGGAUUGAGAGACACUCAGUGGGGAUUUGCGGCACUUUUGUGAUUUACACAUGUCAAACGGCAAAAGACACAGGCUCCAGUCUCUCGUGCAGACAGUCUCCUGCAUGUGACUGUACAUAUUUAGUGUAUCAUAAGUGAAAACAAACUAUUUCUUCUACUGUAAAUGUGUAAUUCUUCACUUUUUUUCUUUUAUUUUUUGGUUAGUGCUCUCAGGACUCUUAACACAUAAUUGAAGGCGUGAUGGUUGUGAUGAGUUCCUUGGACGUUGUUGUUGGGGAUUUGACGCCAUCAAGUACUCUUCACAGUCGUCCAAUCAGGUGGAUCUCUUUCACUAAUGAUAGAUUGCUAGAUUUUGAAUUUCAAACAAUAAGGUCACGAUAUUCCACUUUUCACGCCUUCAUGUUCAAGGUCCCCUUUUUCAUUUUUUUUUUUUUUUUUUUUUUGUCUAGCUAAAAUCGGAUUUUGCUCAUGUUGUGUAACAAGCUGAAGGAGUGAAAGAGUCAUGGGAACAGAAAGCGGAGAUCAUCUCGGUGUGUGUGUGUGUGUGUGUGUGUGUGAUUUUGUUUUUUCGUCUUUUACCGAUUUUGAUUAUAAAGAAUGAAUAACCACUAACUGAAGCUGAUGAUGAUUCUACCUGUUCAGAUAUGAAGGGAAAGUGAUAGGCUGCCGUGGCUUAGUUUAGAAGUGAGAGUGUGUCAUGUUACAGCUAGUUUACAUGAGUGUUGAAAUAAAUUUAAAAAAUGACUCCGGUGUGGAUGUACAAAAAAAAGAAAUUGUAAGAUUAAAUCAUUCUGUUAUUCUUCAGAUAGCAAAUCUAAGAACUUUUCAAUGUGGGCAUGCAGACACAUUUGUUAAAUGUGACUAUUAAUUGACCAAGGUCUGUAAUAUUUGUAUGUCACUCAACACUAUUUACUUCGACAGGUACUAAUGUUUGUCCUGAAACACGGACAGAGCAGUGUAAUGCAGCAGUAUUGUCACACAUUCCUCAGUGUGUUCACUAGUUUCACCGGAGACAAGCGGCUGUAUGAUAUUCAUUUUUUUUAUUUUAUUUUAAAGUCACUUUUUUCUCCUGAUCAGAUUUCUAUCAUGGACUGAAUCCCCUUAAGAGCUCAUGAGUGCAGGCCUCAGUGUGAGUUUACAUCAGCGUGCCAUAAAACUUUAUACAGCUGAUCUUUGUGCACAGGUUUUAUAAAAUACAGGACGCACCUGUAACGUUUCUGGAGCCACUUUAAAUGGAACAAAUGAAGGAGUUGUGAUCUCAGGUGUUUUCUUCCUCCCCUCGCUGCAGCAUAGCAUGAGGGGUAUUUUGGAAAGUGAUGGCAUGAUACCACUAACUGAGAGGAUAUGAUGAUGUGGUCAUAUGUUGUGCAAAAUCCCAGGAUUUAUUUCCUGUGCAACCAUUUCACCUACCGAUUGACUGUUGGGUGAAAAGUCUGGCACAGACGACAACAAAAAAAGCCUCGGGCAUUUUGCAUUAUAUUUUCGGCAAUGGAAGUUUAUUUUGUGCUCUGUCUUAAUUUUAUCCUGCCAUUUUUAUUUUUGAAUGCAUGCAAUACUAACCACAACUAAUAUAAUAUAACACUAUCCUGAUGGUUGUAAUAAUCACACAUGUGCUCUGGAGGGGACAUUGAAAACAAUUUGUCUCACAGUCAAUGGUUAAUUUCACGUGGCAGAUGAAUUAGGCAGGUCAGCGGUUGUUGUAACUUCUCAUGUCUGUACAAAAUGGAGCUCUUUUUAAGCGUCAUCUUCUAGGCUGGAUCUCGCCUGUGAAGCCUAGAGAAUUUACAUGUAAACUUGUACAGUACUUCGAAAAAUUUGCAUUUCAUUUGAAAAUGAGAAUUACAUUUUGAUACAUCCAUUUAAUUUUUUGUAUUCAGAUUCCAGAGUAAGUUGUUCAAAGAUGUUCAUAUGUGACAAACUUUCCUUUCUUCUAAGUUAUUUAUGUUCUUAUGUGCUAGUUGAAAUGGAGUUUGCUUAUGGUACCUUUCUCCACCACCGUCAAUGGUUAAAAACAAAUCAGGGUGAUGGAGUUAAUGUUACAUUCUCAUUUUUGUCUUUGUUAUCCUGUGGCAUGGUUUGGGUAGAAGAGCAGAAGAAUAAUGCCUGUAAAUUUACUUUCUUUUAAUUUCGUAGUCUUGGUAACAAAAAAAGUUUUUAGAUAAACGUGCACUGAAAAUGUCCAAAUUGAUUUGAAAUGUAGUAGGUGAUGUAGGCCGAAAGAACACAAGAUUAAAAAGUAAUACUACUGUCUUAUUUUAAUGUUCACUGUGUUUUAUACAGUAUCGGAAAUUUUUGUUCACUUUGAACAUUUUUACUAAAAAAAAAAAAUAUUUCAAAUUGUAUUGUGCAAAGAGAUGUAAUUUUUGGAGUACUUGAAAUGCAUUAAUUAAAAGACUCGUUCAAAAUAAAAUGGACCCCUGUUUACUGUC